UUUCAGGCACUGCUGGCUUGAUGCAAAUACUUCCUUCGGAAGUUCUGGAUGAACUAACUCAGGUUGUUUUUUUUUAUUUUGUAAUUAAUUGAAAUAAUAGAAAGGGCUUAUAACGAAAAUGGGUAAAUUUUAAGGACGAUUGCCACUAUUUUAUCGAAUUUCAGGAAUGUAUCCAUAAAUCGAUCCCUAUGCUUAGCCUGUACCCUAAAUCGAUCCCUCAACCUAACCUAAACCCUAAUUCACUGCAACUAUAAACUAUAAUAAACACCGUGGCAGCCGUCCUUAAUAUUAGCCCUCCAAACUCAAAAAAAUACAGACCAAAUCCAUAAACUCAUAAACAAAGGGCAAAGAUAGGCAAAAGUUAACAAUUAGAAUUAGCAUAUAAAUUAUUAUAAAUAAAUAAUCUUAAGCUAUAUAUUGACAUUGCCUAGCAUAGAUUAGCAUAUUACUAGAUAUCAGGCAAGCCAUUGUAGGCCUUUUAAAAAUAAUAUUAAUUUUUUUAGACUGACUUUAUGACUUUUGUUGUUUUAAUAUAGAAUAUAAUAUAUUAUAUAGGCCAUAACAGUAAUAGGUAUAGGUUUUUUAUAUUAUUAUUAUUAGUUAAUAACUGACUGAUAUUUUAAAUUCAAUUCAUCAUACUUAGCCUGGGGCCUAAUUAAUAAAUUAUGCCUAAGUAAAAUAGAAUGCACAAUAAUUAUAUUUUUAAUCUAACUGAAAAUUUUUAAUUGAUUAUUUUUAAAAAUAAGAGUUAUUUUUUAUUUUAACAAUAAACAUCAGCCUCCUGAUUCAAUGCUUAAAAUAGCCUCAUUACAGUACAGCAAUAUGGUUUUCAACAAAUUAAAUUAUUUCAGACCCUCGCUAAUGCCACAAUGCACAUAGAAGGAAUGAGUCGACAGGUAUCCUAGCUAUUGGAAAUUUAAAAUGUUUACAAUUACAAUCUUUUGUUGAUUUUUAAAUAAUUUUUCCAUUGAUUUUAAUUACUUAAAUAAGUACAAGAGUCAAAGUCAAAGACUGUCUUUUUUUGUGUUGGCCUCUGAUUUUGGUAUUGCAACUUUGCAUUAAUAGUUGUUUCCGUCAAUCAUUUGAAUAUGCCUAUAUUUUUAUGAUUUAAUAUUUUGAAUAAUGAUUAUUGAUUGUGGAAUAUCUUUUUUCUUUAAAAUGGUAUAAUACACUGGUGGGCAAACAUGCGGCCUAGCAACUGAUGUUAUGCGGCCCCCGAGGGCAUUUAGGAAUAAAAAAAAAUUUCUUGGUUUUUAAGUUAUCUUGUUGUAUUUCAUGUACCCUUAUGAUGGGUUUAACAUUUUUAUAAAAUUUCUUUCCAAUUUUCUAUUUUUGUGAACAGUCCUUGACCUUGGUAAUGUAAUACUAAAAUGGCAUAAUUUGUAUUCGGCCCUUCAAUAGCUUUUCAUUUGUCAAUGUGGCCCUACGCAUACAAAGUUUGCCCACCCCAGGUAUAAUACAUUCCGUUUUAGACUCUUCAGUUGUUUUUAAAAAAAUAUAUUUAUAGUCCCUAUACCAAAUUAUAUAUUACUAUUGUGUUAAGACUUUAUAACUGUAUUUGUGUUUUUCAUGAAAGAAAUUUUAUUUCAAAAAGUUUGGAACCUUACAAAAUUUAUAAAUCAUCUGGGUUUUUUCAUUGGCAUGUAAUCAACUCUAUUGGAAAGAUUAUCGAUUAGUUACUGUUGGAAAGUGUUUCUGUUAUUUUGAUGACAUUUUUUUAUCCUCACUAUGUUACAACCAGAAACAUUAUUUUACAAACAAAAAAUAUUACCUGGUAAACAAAGAUAUUUAUGCUUAAUUUGAAUCAUAAAACAGUUAUGUGAAUUGCACAUUUUCUUUAUCUUUUUCAGCCUCUGAAGAGGCAAAGGAGCAACCGCUCAGCUCGCAGCACAACAUCCUCAGCCAGAAGAAGACAGCAUGAGGAUGGAUGUGUUACUUGUUUAAGGGGAACUCUGCACUGCUAUAAUGUAUUUAUAUUGGUAAGUUUGGUAUAAUUUUAAUUUUAACUUAAAUAAUCAACAGAUAUUUCACUCAAUUUUAUAUCAAGCUUCAUUUAAAUAAUUUCACAUUACUUAUAAUGUUUAUGAAUUUAAAAAAAGUAGCCUAUGUAUUUUAAUUAAAAUAACAACCUUGUGUUUUCUUCUGUUCUUAAUUUUUUUUUACAAAUGCCUAAGCAAAUAAAUUAAAAUAUCAGAAAAAUAACAUUCAUUUUCAAGUAAAUUUUUUUGUCUGUUCAGAUAGUUGGAUGUGCAGCAUUAGGGAUUGGAAUCUGGCUGCUUGUCACAGACUUUGGGGCAAGGAAAGUCACCCCCAUUGUAGGCAACCAGUUGUAUGAAGUCACUACAUACUUAUUGAUAGCAGGUGGCGGUGCUGUAGCACUUCUUGCUUUCUGUGGUUGCUGUGGUACUAUACGUGAAGACAAAUGUGUGCUCUCCUUUGUAAGUAUUUGAUGUUUAGUUUUUCAUGUCUUAUAAUUUUUACAAAAUAAACUCGAAUAUUCAGUUUUUUACAAGUUAAAUUUCAUAUCAAAGCUAAAAGUAAGACUUUUUUUUUUUUUGGGUGGGGGGGGAUCAUUUUUCAAACUCAGCAUUGCAUAUUUUAGAGUUGCCUAAAUGAUUGAGAGCAUAUGUGUUCCUGUUUUAAAUUUGUACAUUAUUUUCUCUCUACAGUAUGGAACAACAUUAGCCAUUGUUCUCAUUGUAUUAGGAGCAGCCUGUGGAUUGGCCUUUUUUUUUAGAAGUGAGGUAAGCACCAUCCGCACAUUAGGGGUUCAUAAAAGUAAAAAAAAUUGUAUUUUUUUUUUAAAUUAUGAAUUCCUAACUUGAAUAUAAAAGUUUGUUUAGGUGUUAAUUAUCAUUUAUAAAAAUAGACAAGCCUACGAUUGGCUAAAAGUUUCACAAGGUAUCUUUGGGUUUUAAUAAAUUUGUUAAUUAAGUUUUAAGUUAUGGUGAAAAUUUUCUGUCACAGGAGUUGCCCUACAUUAUUUUUUUUAUUUAAAACAAUGGAAGAAGAUCAAUGGAUGAUAUUGUCUAGAACUUGCUUUAAGUAAUUUCUUACAAACUUGAGCAUGCAGACAUUUUCAUGGUGUUUUAUUGUGAUGACAGAGUGCUAUUUGCAAAUCUACAUUGAAAUAAAAGAGCAGAGUGCUUUUUGCUAAUCUACAUGGAAGUAAAAGAAAAUCUGAAGAUUAACAAAUUUAGCAAUUAAAUUUGUAUGUUUUUAUUAAAAUACAGAGAUUUGCACAUCUCCAACUCACAUGGAAGUAGUGCAUUUCAGUUGUUGGAAAUGGUUUUCUCUGUGGAGGGAAAAAGUAUUCAUAUUAGAGAAUUAUUUGUGCUGCCUUUCUCCCAAUCUUACACCUUCUGAUGCCGACUUGUGGUUAUUGUUAAAGGAGGGUGUGUUCUACUGCGAAGAUCCGCCAAGCACUGACAAAAAUAUAUUUCCUACCUUGGAGAGUAAAUGUCCCCAAUUAAUUUUUAAUCUGCCCUCCUGCUAAGGUUCACUCAAUAUGGGAAACACUGCAUUACCCAUAUAUGGUAAAUCAACGUACAUAUAUGUCAGUUUCUGUCCUUUAAGCACUGUAUUUUUUUUCAGCCCGCUAUAUAUGUUAAUUAUUUAUAUUCUUUAAUUUUAGCUGGCCACAAAAAUUCAAGGGCGAAUGCGAGAUACUUUAUCUAUUAACUAUGGUUUUGAGGUUCGAACAAAUGCAGAAAACAAAAGGAUAACAGAUGCCUGGGAUGCUAUGCAACGUCAGGUUAGUUUUGUUUCUUCUCAUUUAAAAAAAAAUGUUAUGUUAUUAUGCAAAAUUUGUAUUGACACAGCGCUGAAAUGAUAAAAGUUGUCCAGUUAGUCCCAGGAUAAUUUGUUUAUGAGAUUGUUAAAACAAAAAUGCUAUUGAGUAUGAACAAAGUUAAUAAUGAGAAUGGUAACAACCAAAAAAGACAUUAUGUACUUUGUCUUCUGAUGGUUUGAUACUUGAUGUGUUUUCAUCCCAUCUCCUGAUUUAAAGCUAUUUCUUAUGACUUAAAUUUCACAGCUUCAAUGUUGUGGUGUAGUGGGCAAUGUGACAUCAUUUGACUCAUGGAUGUACUACACAUCAAAGACUAAAUGGUCAGGUGUCAAAAGUAAGUAGCAAUAUUCAAUUACUCGUUUAAGUAUAGGAAUAAAGCUUGAUGGAUCAAAUACUGGUAAGAUUAGUGGUCAGUAUAAAAAGUGAAUAGACUUUCUCCUGAAAAUUCUUCUGCGUUAUAGCUUGGCAAAUGCAGUUAUGGUUUAUUGCUUACUUAUUUUCUUCCCAAACUUUGCAGAAGGUCAAAAUCAACGGGUACCAGAAAGCUGCUGUGCACCAGGUGACUUCAAAGUGUGCACAGGUGAACAAGAAUUUAAUGGACCACCUAGGUUUUUCCAAGGCCACCGGGAUGAAUUAAGACAAACAAAUCCCUUCUUAUAUACCACAGUAAGUGUGCAUGAUGAAAAUAUUGGUUUAGUAAGUGUGCAUGAAGGGAAUAGUGGUUUAGUAAGUGUGCAUGAUGGGAAUAGUGGUGUAUUAAGUGUGCAUGAUGGGAAUAAUGGUUUAUUAAGUGUGCAUGAUGGGAAUAGUGGUAACUGUGCAUGAUGGGAAUAGCAGUUUAACAAGUGUGCAUGAUGGGAAUAGUGGUUUAGUAAGUGUGCAUGAUGGGAAUAGUGGUUUAAUAAGUGUGGAUGAUGGGAAUAAUGGUUUAGUAAGUGUGCAUGAUGGGAAUAGUGGUUUAUUAAGUGUGCAUGAUGGGAAUAGUGGUAAGUGUGCAUGAUGGGAAUAGUAGUUUAACAAGUGUGCAUGAUGGGAAUAGUGGUUUAGUAAGUGUGCAUGAUGGGAAUAGUGGUUUAAUAAGUGUUGAUGAUGGGAAUAGUGGUUUAUUAAGUGUGCAUGAUGGGAAUAGUGGUUUAAUAAGUGUUGAUGAUGGGAAUAGUGGUUUAUUAAGUGUGCAUGAUGGGAAUAGUGGUUUAAUAAGUGUGCAUGAUGGGAAUAGUGGUUUAAUAAGUGUGCAUGAUGGGAAUAGUGGUUUAUUAAGUGUGCAUGAUGGGAAUAGUGGUUUAAUAAGUGUGCAUGAUGGGAAUAGUAGAUUAACAAGUGUGCAUGAUGGGAAUAGUGGUUUAAUAAGUGUGCAUGAUGGGAAUAGUGGUUUAUUAAGUGUGCAUGAUGGGAAUAGUGGUUUAAUAAGUGUGCAUGAUGGGAAUAGUGGUUUAGUAAGUGUGCAUGAUGGGAAUAGUGGUACGUGUGCAUGAUGGGAAUAGUGGUUUAGUAAGUGUGCAUGAUGAAAAUAUUGGUUUAGUUCAGUCAGUGUUUUAACACCGUAUGUUUGCAUGAUGAGAAUAGUGGUUUAGUUCUGUCUGUGUUCGCUGGAGGUCAGAAACCUAAUGUUAAAUUCAGUUUGAGGGUGUAAGUAAGAAGUGAAAGGUCCUAAGCAUGGGGGAGGAAAUAUAAUACAAUUGUAUAGCCGUUGUUUUAAAUAUAUGCUUUUUGACUUUGCCAUAAAGUUGUUACCGAUGCUUCCUAUUUUUAAAUAUUUCAUUUUUUGCAAGGAUAUUCAUAAUAUAUCAAAUGCCAUAUCUGCGAGGCUUUAGUUCUAAGAUAUUAAUCUAAAAUAGUAUAAAGUCAAUGGGGGUAUAGAGCAAUUUACCAUCUGUCCAAUUAUUAAGAUGCUCUAGUUUUGAAAUAGAUAGAUUUUUAGACUGUAAGCAAAAAAAAAGGAGACAUGUUGAUUCUGUCUGGAGUAAACUAUGAAAGAGAUUCUUUUAUGUGGCGGUUGUGUGUGUGUGUAUGUGUGCAUGCAAGUGUAAUCUUUCUAAGCAGUGAGAAAUGAUAUAGUGAAUUAUAAUUUUGUUCAAUUUGUCUUGCUGUCAGAUUGCUUUUCACUUUUUCCUUCCUUACUUAUAUGUGUUAGACACUUUUUGCAAAGGAGUUCCCGUCCACUCCCUAUUGAAAGGGAAAAAUGAGUAAUUGAUCUGCAUUAAUUCAUGAGAUUUUUUUUAUUAUAUUCAAAACAAUUGUUGAUCAGCAGAUGAACAAUGUUAUGACUUAAUGUCAAAUUAGAAACUUUGCCCUACAGUUAAAACAAUGAAAAGCUGCAUCUCUCCUAUUCAUGAUCAAAUGCUGUGUCCUAAAAAGAAUUUCAUUUUCAUCUAUAUUCUCAAACACAGUCCCUGGUUGAGGAAUACAAAAAGGAAUUAUUCAUAAAACCUGACAUUUGACGUUUCAGUAAAUAUCAUGAUGGGAAAAAUUGAUAUGGAAAAAUUAAACUUCAAAAGAAGUUGGCACUACUAAACAUGAUAUUGGAAGUGUUUCUGCUAGUGGCAAUAUUUUCUCAAGAUCCUUCUGACAAUGACACAGGGUUGAUCUACACAAAAACUUCCGUUAUAAGUUAUUUGGAGUUAUCGUUAAAAAAACAACAACAACAAAAUCAGCUUUGUGGGCUGUAGGGAUUUUUUUAUUGCAACAUAUUCCUAUUUAAAUGUAUUUUAUUUUGUUGGAAGAUCUGAUGUGAGAUUUACGUGUUUAAGAACUGAUGUGAGAUCUACGUGUUUAAGAACUGAUGUGAGAUAUACGUGUUUAAGAACUGAUGUGAGAUCUACGUAUUUAAGAACUGAUGUGAGAUCUAUGUGUUUAAGAACUGAUGUGAGAUCUACUUGUUAAAGAACUGAUAUGAGAUCUACUUGUUUAAGAACUGAUGUGAGAUCUACAUGUUUAUGAAAUCAUGUUAGAUCUACCUGUUUAAGAACUGAUGUGAGAUAUACACGAAAAGCAAACUUGAUAUUUUGAUGCUAGCUUUAUUAUAUUUCUUUCAGGGCUGCUAUGAUGCAUUGAUAGAUUAUCUCCAGACAUAUUCUGCAGUGGUUGGGGCUGUAGCUGCCAUUGUGCCUCUAUUUUUGGUAAGCCCAAUUGUGUUGCUUUACUUUGUUCCUUUAAAUGAAGUUGGGUUUUUUGUCUGUCUUUUUUUUAAAUUAAUGUCUGUGAAUAUUUUGUUUAACAGGCUGAAUAUGAAGAGACAUGUUUUGGAACUCUUCAUUAUAACACACCUUGUGCUCAUAGCUUCAUAUUUUAAUGAGCAUGGUUGUUAAACUUUUUACUGACUUGGUAUCCAAUGUAUCUCCAUGUGAUUGAACCAUUGUUCAACCUGGCAUAAGAGAUUAUUGGCAGUAAUUUAACCCAUUACAUUGCAUUAAGAACUUCAUCACAAUGAGCCUGCUUUUAAAAGUAGUAGGGUGAAAAGCUCUGUGCUUUCAUUAUGCUCAUUUAAACUAACUUUAAUAUGAGCAAUUAUAAAAUGUGGAUUCAAAGAAUCAAAGUAAACUUUUAAUGUAUUUUAUAUGCAAACUUGCAGUGCAGUACCUUGAAAUAGUUUUGGAACCACUGAUUUAGUGUAAAUUUUUACCCAAUACUUACCCUAUUUUCCUUGAACCCUUUUGGAAAAUUUUAAUGAAAUAAAUAAUAAAUUACGAAAUCUUGAUAAUAAGAAACAUUUUCUUCAUGCAUUUUACAAGGUUGGUCAAAUUAAUCAGAGUUGGUCUAUAGAGCUCAUUAUUAUUAACAUGCUUUCUCAUUUGUCUUAAGGGGGGGGGGGAGAAUCUGUCCAUUAUUUACUUACAUGUGUUUGGGUCAGAUACAAUUGAUCCAUAAGGAAUAUCUCUGCUUUGAUUCAUUGCUUUCAUCAAAUGUUUUGAAGAGAUGAAGCAAGUUUGAUGCUUUUUAUUCCAAUGUACAAAAAAAUGAAUUAAAUUAAUUGGUUUUGAUGUGCACAUUACUUAAAUGUAUUUUCUUCCACACAAUUAGAAAUUUAUUUAGUUUGAUGUUAAAGACCACCCUCAGAAAUCCACUAAAAUCUUGAUUGUUACUUGUCAUCAAUUAAAGUUACAAAAUGAAAUCCUUACUAGAAUGUCAAACAAACAAACAAACCUGUACCGUUAGAUGAUUAAUUUGAUGGAGAAUUUCUAAUAAAAGCACAUUUUGUUCACCAUACUGCGGAGGUAUAACCUAAUCUAAAAUUUGAAUUAUUUGUUCUUUUCUUCCCCAGGUGUUUGGCAUUGUGAUAUCAUUUUGUCUGUGUUCCAGAGUUUCAGGCUAUUCCCAUGAUGAUGAAGUGGACUUAUAGCCCUGUGUGUUAUCUGCUGAUGUUAGAAGAUGAGAUUGUAAAUACCUGGAGUCUUGUGUCACACACAAGUUUGGCUGUAUAUACCUGGAGUCUUGUGUCACACACAAGCUUAUAAAUAUUCUACCUACAGCCCACACUUGAUGCAGCUGUACUGACUUUUGAUCCAUCCAUCAUGACUGAAUAAUGAGGCACCGUCCAGGCUUUCAAAGUGUGCAAUUGAAAGCUCUGGCAUCUUAAAGAAAAAAUAUCACAACCAUUUAAAGUAUUGGAGACUACCUUCUUACCACUUAUAAGAAAAAUGGCCAGUGAUAAUUCAAGAUGUUCAGUUUUCAUGGUUUGCCUACACUAAAUGAGGUUAUAUUUCUUGCUGGCCUUCCAAGACCUCGCCACUGAUUACAUGCAAAUGGAGAAGUUUAUUUUGGCAGGAGGCAGACUUGAGCUCUACAGUCAAUUUUGGGAUAUCUUUGAUGAGAGCUCUUGAUGGCUGCUAGGGAUUCUUGUGUAAUGUUUAACCAGUGAAGGUUAUGUGAUUUGCCUACUAUUGCCUCUCUUAACCAUACAUUAUCACAUCCCAUACGUUAUGCCUGGUAGGUACCAUACCUCUAACAGCCAUUAUAAUUUAUAUUCAACAUGAUGUUUAUGGUUUUAGUUUUUCUAGUUUUCAAAUUCUAAGACAAAGUCAAAUAAUCUUAGCCCUAUUGUAUAAUAAGAUUGCGGCCAACAUCAAGCAAAAACAUUUUAAAGUUUCUGAUGACAUAUCUGUUUUUAUACAUGUUAGUCACUUUCUCCCUUUAACUGUGUAGUCAUAUCAUGUAUUAAGGGUCACAUUUUUUCUGAUUAAACAAAGAAGCAUUAGUGAUUUCAUAUGAUUGUGACUUUAAGACCCUAGUCUUAUGACCCCAAACUAUUUUAUAUGUUGUGACAUCAGCCCUAAUCUAGUUGGAACCCUUGGUCACUAGACCUAAUUAAUUUGGAACAUUGGGUUUCUAAUCCCAUUCUAAUAUGGACUGUUAAAUCAUAUCUAGCCAUUUUUGGAUAGCUCUCAUCUGUGGUGAAUACUCCUGUUGUCAUAGCAGACCUAACACAGGUGACAUUUACAAUUUGCACUGCCGAUACACUUGGUUCAUUUUCCCUAACUUGAGCCAUAUUUUCCCUAAGUUGAGCCAUAUUUUCCCCUAGCAACACAUCAAAUAAUUUCCUACAUUCCAAAUGUUUCACAGACUUUUUCCCAACUCACCUUCCAACUAAACUUUGAACUGAGUUUUUUUCUACUAAAAAAAUGUCCAUGACCAGCUCUUUAUUAUAAGAUAACAGUUUCAGUCUUCAAGUUUUGCUAAUGAGUCAUGUGAUGCUAAAGUUUCAAGCAUGAUAACUGGGUACUUUUGCUCUUCUAGAAGAUGUAGAAUCUUUUCAAAGAAUUUGAGUUUGUAACUGUAGGGUGUUGCCAUUCGUUUCAGAAUAUUUUAUUUAAAUAUCAAUGAAGACACUGAACUCAUUAGACUUUAUUAGAAGCUGAAUAAAUUGGUUGCAUAGAUCAAAAGGUUUUCUUUUUUUUUUAAAAAAUGGGAUUUAUAAUGUAAGGUGACUUAAUUUUAAAAAGAAAUUCUAAACAUUUUCUAUGACAUUCACUAAGGUUACCAAAUAAUAAAACAUCUGCCUGAUACAAAAUAUAUUACUGUAUAGUACCUGGUACUCAACAACAUUAAAGAACAUAGUUACAGUGUAGCAUGUGCUACAGAACAUUGUUACGGUAUGGUGGAGCAUAUGCUACAGGAUAAUUUUACAGUUCGGUGGAGCAUAUGCUACAGAUAAAUGUUACAGUCUAGAACCUGCUGUAGAAAAUGUUGCAUUGCAGUUCCUGGUAGAGUACAUGGUUACAGUAUAGCUUCUGACUGUGUUUCCAUAAAUCUACAAAGGUUUCUCUUAAAAUAAGAUGAGAUUUAAAUGGCAUUAGUCAUGAACUCUAAUUGGAUUAAAACUGUUAAGCAAUCCCUGAAAAUUGUUUAGUUACUUAAGUGAACCAUGUGGUGUUCAUAGUGCUCCUCAGAUGUGCUAGUAUUGCAUAGUGGGGCAGUAUGUUUAUUAAAAAACAAUCCCUUUGACAUGCACCACCUCUUCCCUUAUGUGUGACAUACACACUCAAAAUCCUGUCCCAAAAAUAGAAUUAAGUUGAUAUUUAUUGAUAUAUCAAUGGUGAAGAACACUAUUCAUUAUAAUUUGAAUGUAAUUCGUUACUUAAAUUUCAAAGCACACAAACAAAAGUUGAACUGUUAUUUUAAUAUAGAUGUCCAUUGUUAUGAUUUGUUAAAUUGCUAACAUUUGAUUGUAAAUCUAUUUGUUAUUAUAAAAGUUGUUCAAUGAGUAAUUAUUUGCAGAGUCCUAUAACCUUUCAUCAUCCAGUGAUUUGCCAUGUCCUAUGAUAUGUAGCUCUGUAUACUUAUGUACUUCUGAUGUUGUCAUGUUAUAUAUAACAAUUCCAUGUAUAUUUCAGGUAUGCCAACACAUGUUAAUUGCAUGUCCAAAUUUGACUCACAAACACCGCAUAUAUUCAGUCAGCACCAUUUUUUUCAUUAAAUUAAACGAGAGCCAGUGAGCCAGCAAAUAUUCAUUUGUGAAAGGGAUGAGAGAGAGAGACAAAGUCUAACAAUUCAUUUCUCAUGUGUCUAUCUGGCUAUUUAACAAUGUGAAUAAGUUUAUAAGAUGAGCAAUCUAUGUACAAGAAGUUCAGAAUCGGCAGCUUCUUGGCUUAAGGAGAAUUUCAUCAGCUCUUUGAUUCUGG
Molecule: messenger RNA, 10908 nt
Organism: Lymnaea stagnalis (great pond snail)
Lineage: Eukaryota; Metazoa; Mollusca; Gastropoda; Lymnaeidae
Source: the annotation of a GenBank genome assembly